Messenger RNA from Nomascus leucogenys (northern white-cheeked gibbon), 3580 nucleotides. RefSeq names its product glucosaminyl (N-acetyl) transferase 3, mucin type (gene GCNT3). Gene Ontology annotation, molecular function: acetylglucosaminyltransferase activity. The transcript has 4 exons. The coding region runs from base 1010 to 2326 and encodes 438 amino acids. The record is from RefSeq and is a predicted model, not a curated record. Lineage: Eukaryota; Metazoa; Chordata; Mammalia; Primates; Hylobatidae. Gene Ontology annotation, cellular component: membrane.
UCUCCUCUCUGUCUUUCUUGCUCUCUCUUUUUCUUUUCUUUCUUUUCUUCUUUAAUCUCUUUUCUCUUCCACUCCAGGCCAUGUGAAGUGCAUCCAGGAGGGCUGUCUAGAGCGAGGGUGGACUUUGAGUGCAGAGAGGAGGUGGAGCUCUAAGGAGGAACCUACAGGCUGUCCCUGUCUUUCAGCAAAUUGCAUCCGGUCUGAGCUUCACUUUACAACCCUGAUUAGAAACCAGUUUGAUCACACUGGAUCUUUUAACCAUUUGUCUGUGGCUAGAGAUCAUAACUUCAUCUUUGUUAAGAGCCCACUGCCUAGAACAUUUAUUUAAUGUUAGAGCUCAAAACACCCUACUCCCCUCUCCCCAUCUUCUUUAGUGCCUUCAGUCUUUUUCAAACCCUAGCUCCAGCCUAAUAAGUAACACAUUAACUGGGUUUUCCUAUUUAUCUAUCCUCUUGCAUUGCUUCUCUGAGUCAGAGCCUCUUCUCUCUAAGUCACUGGAACUGCCCUUGAUACUUGUGACCUGCCCUAUACUCAGCAGUUUUUGUUCUGGGAAGCCCUGGGAUUCUGCUAAUACCUAUCACUGUAGGUGCUGAAUGGAAACAGAUAAAGAACAUGACCUCAAGGAGCUUCCUGUCAAUGAGAAGACCAAGCUGACGCCUGGCAAAGAUAUUAAAGAGGAGCCAGAAACUGUUCCUUGGACAUCUUCUGAGUGUCAGAAAAUACCUUCUGGAGGGUUAGAAGAUCAGGGGACAUGGUUGUUCACAUUUGCUGCUGUGGAACACUGCCAGUCUUCACUUGGAAACAGAAUCACACCUUGUGAAGAGAUCAUCCCUAAGCAGGAGAGAAGCUACUAAAGGAGCUUCCUGGUCUUCAUCGGACAGUGAAAUUUGUUUGGGAGUCCAAACAAAAUAUAAAAGAGCUGUAAUACUUCCUGUAUUGUAUUUCAAAGGAUUGUGUCCUCCUCCUCCUUCCCUGUGCUCGGUCUCCACCUGUCUCCCAUUCUGUGACGAUGGUUCAGCGGAAGAGACUCUGCCAGCAGCAUUACUUGUGGGUCCUGGGCUGCUAUAUGCUGCUGGCCACUGUGGCUCUGAAACUUUCUUUCAGGUUGAAGUGUGACUCUGACCAGUUGGGUCUGGAGUCCAGGGAAUCUCAAAGCCAGUACUGUAGGAAUAUCUUGUACAGUUUCCUGAAACUGCCAGCAAAGAGGUCUAUCAACUGUUCAGGGGUCACCCGAGGGGACCAAGAGGCAGUGUUUCAGGCUAUUCUGAAUAACCUGGAGGUCAAGAAGAAGCGAGAGCCUUUCACAGACACCCACUACCUCUCCCUCACCAGAGACUGUGAGCGCUUCAAGGCGGAAAGGAAGUUCAUACAGUUCCCACUGAGCAAAGAAGAGGUGGAGUUCCCUGUUGCAUACUCCAUGGUGAUUCAUGAGAAGAUUGAAAACUUUGAAAGGCUACUGCGAGCUGUGUAUGCCCCUCAGAACAUAUACUGCGUCCAUGUGGAUGAGAAGUCCCCAGAAACUUUCAAAGAGGCAGUCAAAGCAAUUAUUUCAUGCUUCCCAAAUGUCUUCAUAGCCAGUAAGCUGGUUCGGGUGGUUUAUGCCUCCUGGUCCAGGGUGCAAGCUGACCUCAACUGCAUGGAAGACUUGCUCCAGAGCUCAGUGCCAUGGAAAUACUUCCUGAAUACGUGUGGGACGGACUUUCCUAUAAAGAGCAAUGCCGAGAUGGUCCAGGCUCUCAAGAUGUUGAAUGGGAGGAAUAGCAUGGAGUCAGAGGUACCUUCUAAGCAGAAAGAAACCCGCUGGAAAUACCACUUUGAGGUAGUGAGAGACACAUUAUACCUAACCAACAGGAAGAAGGAUCCUCCCCCUUAUAAUUUAACUAUGUUUACAGGGAAUGCGUAUAUUGUGGCUUCCCGAGAUUUUGUCCAACAUGUUUUGAAGAACCCUAAAUCUCAACAACUGAUUGAGUGGGUAAAAGAUACCUAUAGCCCUGAUGAACACCUCUGGGCCACCCUUCAGCGUGCAUGGUGGAUGCCUGGCUCUGUUCCCAACCACCCCAAGUACGACAUCUCAGACAUGACUUCUAUUGCCAGGCUGGUCAAGUGGCAGGAUCUUGAGGGAGACAUCGAUAAGGGUGCUCCUUAUGCUCCCUGCUCUGGAAUCCACCAGCGGGCUGUCUGUGUUUAUGGGGCUGGGGACUUGCAUUGGAUUCUUCAAAACCAUCACCUGUUGGCCAACAAGUUUGACCCAAAGGUAGAUGAUAAUGCUCUUCAGUGCUUAGAAGAGUACCUACGUUAUAAGGCCAUUUAUGGGACUGAACUUUGAGACACACUAUGAGGGCAUUGCUACCUGUGGGGCAAGAGCAUGUACAAACAUGCUCAGAACUUGCUGGGACUGUGGGUGGGAGACCAGGGCUUUGCAAUUCGUGGCGUCCUUUGGGAUAAGAGGGCUGCUAUUAGAGCGUGGGUAAGUAGAUCUGUUGCCUUGCAAAUUGCUACCUGGGUGAAUGCUGCUUGUUCUCUCACCCCUAACCCUAGAAGUUCCUCCACUAACUUUCUCACCAAGUGAGAAUGAGAACUGCUGUGAUUGGGAGAGUGAAGGAGGGAUAUGUGGUAGGGCACUUGAUUUCAGUUGAAUGCCUGCUGGUAGCUUUUCCAUUCUGUGGAGCUGAUGUUCCUAAUAAUUCUAGGUUUGGUAGCGUGGAGGAGAACUUUGAUGGAAAGAGAGGCUUCCCUUCUGUACUGUUAACUUAAAAACAAAUAGCUCCUGAUUCAAAGUAUUACCUCUACUUUUUGCCUAGUAUGCCAGAAAUAAUAUAAAUUUAAACAGAUAAAGUGUGUGAGACUUUUUCUCAUAACUAUUCAUGACAUUUAAAAUCCCUAGGGGCUGGCAAGAGAGUUCUCAUUAUUCUGAAAUGGUCCUGACAAGCUGCAUGAAUAGCAAUUAUUUUUUUUUUGAGACAGAGUCUUGCUCUGUCACCCAGGCUGGACUGCAGUGGUGCAAUCUCAGUUCACUGCAACCUCUGCCCCCCGGGUUCAAGCGAUUCUCCCACCUCAGCCUUCUGAGUAGCUGGGACUACAGGCAUGCAGCACCAUGUCUGGCUAAGUUUUGUAUUUUUAGUAGAGACUGGGUUUCACCAUAUUGGCCAGGCUGGUCUCGAACUCCUGAUCUUGUGAUCUGCCUGCCUUGGCCUUCCAAAGUGCUGGGAUUACAGGUGGGAACUACCGCGCCUGGCCUAUGAAUAGCAAAUUCUAAUGAAGACGGGAACAGGGCUGGUUCUUCCAUUGUUAAAAGCCAUCUUCAUUUUGUUUAUAUUGCCAGGUUCGUGACUUUUCUGUAAAGGAAAACGCAGGGUGAUUUAACCAGUUUGACCACCUGUAUUCUUAUAGGAAAAUCGCAGCACUAAUUCUAAUUUUGUCCGCUUCACAAAGCUUAGCUAAUGUUCCAUAAAGGAGACAAUAGCCAGUCAGGUAAGAUAAUGUGUAAUUUAUUAUUCAAAGUGGAACGUGUUUUUGUAGGGGGAGAGUCUGCACUAUUAAUAAUUGUAUUGAGAUAUAAAAAUAAACUAGGACUAUUUAG